Messenger RNA from Arabidopsis thaliana (thale cress), 1379 nucleotides. It is a transcript of the gene VAMP726, whose product is annotated as vesicle-associated membrane protein 726. Gene Ontology annotation, biological process: membrane fusion; vesicle-mediated transport. Gene Ontology annotation, cellular component: membrane; plasma membrane; early endosome membrane. Lineage: Eukaryota; Viridiplantae; Streptophyta; Magnoliopsida; Brassicales; Brassicaceae. The record is from RefSeq and is marked reviewed. The coding region runs from base 162 to 824 and encodes 220 amino acids. The transcript is spliced from 6 exons.
UCUCUUCUCCGAUCUCUGCGUCCUGCUUUCUCCAUCGCUACCCCUCGUUCCCUUGUGUAUUUUUACAUCGCUUACUAAUCUCUCUCAUCAAUUCGAUCGGAUUUUUGUGGUGUUCUUAGGUUUCGUUUUUUUAUCUUUCUCUCAUCUGGAUAAAAGGAAGAAUGGGACAACAAUCGUUGAUCUACAGCUUCGUCGCUCGCGGUACGGUGAUCCUCGCCGAGUAUACCGAGUUCAAGGGCAAUUUCACCUCCGUCGCCGCUCAGUGUCUCCAGAAACUUCCGUCCUCGAACAACAAAUUUACCUACAAUUGCGACGGUCACACUUUCAAUUAUCUCGCUGAUAAUGGCUUCACCUAUUGUGUUGUUGUUAUUGAAUCUGCUGGGAGGCAGAUACCAAUGGCUUUCUUGGAGAGAGUCAAGGAGGAUUUCAACAAGAGAUACGGUGGUGGAAAAGCUUCCACUGCUAAAGCCAACAGCUUGAACAAAGAAUUCGGGUCUAAAUUGAAGGAGCACAUGCAGUACUGUGCGGAUCAUCCUGAGGAGAUUAGCAAACUUUCCAAAGUUAAGGCUCAGGUGACUGAAGUGAAGGGUGUUAUGAUGGAGAAUAUUGAGAAGGUCCUUGACCGUGGAGAGAAAAUCGAGCUAUUAGUAGACAAAACUGAGAACCUUCGCUCACAGGCACAAGAUUUUAGAACACAAGGAACAAAGAUGAAAAGAAAGUUGUGGUUCGAAAACAUGAAGAUAAAGCUCAUAGUCUUUGGCAUCAUUGUCGCUUUGAUUCUCAUCAUCAUUUUGUCGGUUUGCCAUGGCUUCAAGUGUACUUAAGAACUCGAUUCCGGUGGAUCAGACCACCCACAUAGCUACUAAGCUAAUUAGAACCAUCCCGGUAUAGUUAUCCCCUUUUAUCCUUCUCUUUUGUAUUUUUCCUUCUUCUUUUAUUUAGGCAAACAAAAAUUGACGUGGUACCCAGAAUGAUCCUUAGGAAAUCAACUGUUUGGAAGAGAGAUUUAAGCUUUUUCUUGUGUUUACUUAUUAUAUAGGUUAGGCCUUUAUGCUCUUGUAAUCUACAAGUCUAAUGAUCGGUUUUAUAUUCCUCCAACCAACUUGACACAUUAUCUGAUAGUGUUAUAUCUAUGGAUAUAACAUCAACUACUUUUGGAAUUACUUUUGGAAUGAGAUCAUUUGACAUUGCGGUAAUAACAGACAACGACACCCGAAAAAGCUUACAAGAGAGAAUCAUCAACAAGCCAAUUGAUCUCUCAGUGGUAAGAUCUCUUCGAAAAUCGGAAGUCUUCUUGUCCUAUAAGGCCUCCUCCAUUCCUUCACAAACUCAUCAAGUCCUUCGACAACCGCUAUCUCAUCUAUACCAACUUCACAUUC